GAGCGCGCAGCAGGUAGGGCCACGCGUGUCAAAGAAGGUUCAAUGGCGUGGCAGGGGCUGACGGCCGAGUUCCUGCAGGUCCCUGCGGUGACGCGGGCCUACACCGCGGCCUGCGUCCUUACCACCGCUGCUGUGCAACUGGAGCUCCUCAGCCCCUUCCAGCUCUAUUUCAACCCGCACCUCGUGUUCCGGAAGUUUCAGGUCUGGAGGCUCGUCACCAACUUCCUCUUCUUUGGGCCCCUGGGAUUCAGCUUCUUCUUCAACAUGCUCUUCGUGUUUCGCUACUGCCGCAUGCUGGAGGAGGGUUCCUUCCGUGGCCGCACGGCGGACUUCGUCUUCAUGUUUCUCUUCGGGGGCGUCCUCAUGACCCUGCUGGGGCUCCUGGGCAGCCUGUUCUUCUUGGGCCAGGCCCUCACAGUCAUGCUGGUCUAUGUCUGGAGCCGCCGCAACCCCCGGGUGAGGGUCAACUUCUUUGGCCUCCUCACCUUCCAGGCGCCAUUCCUGCCCUGGGCCCUCAUGGGUUUCUCGCUGCUGCUGGGCAACUCGAUCCUCGUCGACCUGCUGGGGAUUGCUGUGGGCCACAUCUACUACUUCCUAGAGGAUGUCUUCCCCAACCAGCCUGGAGGCAAGAGGCUGCUGCUGACCCCCAGCUUCCUCUCAGUGUGGGCCCCUCCCCACAGGAAGCUGCUACUGGAUGCUCGAGAGGAGGACCCCAAUUACCUGCCCCUCCCAGAGGAGCAGCCAGGAGCCCUGCAGCAAUGACCCUACCCAAGGCCAGGACCAGCCCAAGAGGCCUGUUUUCCUGGUCUCUGGCAGGCCUCCAUCCCACCCCUCACACCUGCUUUCAGGAGAGCAACCUAUCCUGCAGCCUGGGCCUGUGCCCAGCACCCACCCAAAUAAACAGAAUGACCUGCA
Molecule: messenger RNA, 915 nt
Organism: Hyaena hyaena (striped hyena)
Lineage: Eukaryota; Metazoa; Chordata; Mammalia; Carnivora; Hyaenidae
Gene: DERL3
Product: derlin 3
Exons: 7
Coding region: 43-762 (239 amino acids)
Biological process (GO): endoplasmic reticulum unfolded protein response
Cellular component (GO): endoplasmic reticulum membrane; Hrd1p ubiquitin ligase ERAD-L complex
Molecular function (GO): ubiquitin-specific protease binding; misfolded protein binding
Source: RefSeq, a predicted model, not a curated record